This is a messenger RNA of Penicillium chermesinum, 4878 nucleotides long. RefSeq lists its product as uncharacterized. The transcript has 4 exons. Lineage: Eukaryota; Fungi; Ascomycota; Eurotiomycetes; Eurotiales; Aspergillaceae. The record is from RefSeq and is a predicted model, not a curated record. Gene Ontology annotation, biological process: protein O-linked glycosylation. Gene Ontology annotation, molecular function: glycosyltransferase activity; protein binding. The coding region runs from base 1 to 4878 and encodes 1625 amino acids.
AUGUUUCCGACGGUCGCACCUUUCCCACCGGUUCAGCCGCAUCACCACCUCCACCACUAUCCUACUGCCGAAAACGUUCAGUUUUACGACGUGAAUGAAUUGAAUUCCCCCGGCCCGAACGACCCCUCCAAAUCCUUUUUCAACCCUUCACGUUCGCGUCUCCAGCUUCCGCAUCCUGUCCAACGCCUCGAUUCCCGCGAUGCCGCCGGGUCCGGCUCUACCGCGAGUAUGUCUGGUGAGCAUGCUUUGAGGAGGAAGACCCCGAACGGAACUCUCGCAGCUGGCUACGAUGGAACUCCCGGUGAUUCUACCCUCCAACCGGCGGCAAAACACAUCUUGGUAUCUCCCAUGGAUGUCGGCCAAUUCAUGCCCCAGCAAGGGUUGCAGUCCGAUAACUGGCAACCGCCCGCUGUAGAUUCUACCUCGACGCAUAUGAAUUUCCCUCCGGUCUUCAAGAACGACGGCAAUGCGGUUGCUCCGGGAGAAGUUGUACAAGAUGCGAAUGGGACUAGUUGGGUUCGCCCGGUCAAUUACCCCCAGGGAAUGGACUCAGUGCUUAACCAAAGUUUACCGCUGCAAACGCCCCAUCGGUUCCUUUCCCAUAAUGGCGCAUAUAUUCCCACAGUACUCCCUGCGACUUUACAGCCAUGUGUUGGACCGACUGCAUCCGCAGGCUCGGGUCCGUUUGGACCAUAUUGGCCGGAUGGCGCAUACAUACCCUAUCGCCCGGUCGCCUUUCGUGAACCGCGUUUUCAAUCGCCUAAUCCCACCAGCCAGCCCCUCUUCGAUCACCAUCAGCCGGUUUUCAACCAACCUCAAAUGCCACUGGGCAGCUUUCCGGAUUCGGGCUUCUCUUGGGGCCCACCCCAGCCUAGUAUGACCGGUCAAAGUUCAAUGAUGAAGCCUCAUUUUCCACCACGGCAUUCAGAUCAACAGCUCCCAUAUCAUGCUCGCGCCAAUCGACCUCUAUCUUCGUACUCGUCAAAUAACCCUACUUAUGAGGCUAUGCCUUGGAACAGCCGAGCUUCUGCAGGUUUCCAGGCCCCUGGUCCCGCGGUUCCUGUCAACAUGGAAUUCAAGGAGAAGGUUUUGUCCUGGGCCCAUGGGGUCUAUGUUGACCUUCUUGCUACUAUCCAUCAAGCUCGCCGCAACAGCGCGUCCGCCGGUGGUCAAGGCGGCCAGAAUCCACGCUUCAUGAAGCCGAGCAUCUAUCCUAAACCGCCUCGUCAACCCGGGCUCGAUUUCUCACAAAAUAUCCCUCCUAAUAUGCCCCGACACAAUAGCUACCCAUCCAGCCAAUUUGACCUUCAGCGACAGAAGCUCGGCCUCUCCCCAGUCUCUGUACUGAACGAUCCUAGCCAUAAACCCGGCCAAUCGCAAAGGCAUGCCCGGCGGCCUUCGUUGAAUCAGUUCACUCAAACGCAGAGAGGAUCGGACGCUUCGAUGCACGAUGCGGGCGUCUUUUCCGGGAGGUCGUCUAAUUCACGAUUCUCCGGUUCUCUUUUCAAUGAAGGUACUCCGGUGAAUAACGCCAUGACGGCAUUGGAGAUGCUCUCUCACUUGUGCAUGGAAAGUCGGUGGGAGUGGAUCGAUGGUAUGCUUCUUGGAGGCUGCUUGGCAUAUGGACUAGGUGAUUACCAAAAAGCUUUACGAUGGUACUCCCGCAUCAUUGCGCGAGAUUCAACGCAUGUCGAAGCGAUAUCGAAUUUGGCAGCGACCCUUUUGGCACUCGAUCGACGAGAAGAGGCCUCGUCGAAUUGGCUUCGCGCCGUCAAAUUACGCCCGAGCUUCUUCGAAGCAGUGGAGCACCUGAUCGGUCUGUUAUGCAGCACUCAUCGAGGCAAAGAAGCCGUCAAUAUCAUUGACUUUGUUCAAAAUUCACUGCGCCUUCCGAAAGAUGGUGACUGCUUCAAGACUGAUGAACAUGCUAGCGAGCCCGAGAGCGAUGCUGAGAGCAAUAUGUCAGACGUGGCGAUGUACGACAAAGCAUCUUUUGAUUACGAAGAUGACAUCGGUCGCAUUGGUCGUAUUCAGAGUGUGGACUUGGGCUCACCCGACCCGGUCGGCUUUGCCACCAGCGGAUAUGCCAUCGCUGGUGCGGAUAAUGGGAGAAUGUUGGCUCUGGUCCAUGCCAAAGGUAACAUGCUCUAUGCACUAGGGGAUAAUGCCGGCGCUGCCGCCGCCUUCGAAGACGCAGUGUUAAUCGCCGCUGGGCGCCAGCGGCAUGGCAUCCAAAGCCUAAUCAAGAAAAUAUUCGCGGCCUUUUCUCACGUGUCGAGCAGCAACGACUAUCAACAGCCAGCGAGUGCGACCGAAAGCAUUCUCUUGUACCCGGACAGAGCCUUGCAAACUUCCAAACUUGUCUUCCGCAGUGGCACCCCGCCUGGGCUGAAGUAUGUGGCUGAAGGAAUCUCAAGAAAUGCCGCGAUCUCUACAACAAGCAACUCCCUGUUGUCACUAGCAAAAAUCUACCAGGAUGGGAUGUCGACCGUGUCAGCAAAAUCACCAAGAUCAACACCCGGAGUACGAGAUAUAUUGGCUCUUUACUAUCUGUCUCUUUCUUUGCAGCCAAGCCCCUCUACCGCCAACAAUGUGGGCAUCUUGCUGGCAGGCAUUCAAAAUAAUCCGCCAGCCAGAGGAUUGGUACGAUCGAACGGGGAAAGUCAGCACCCGGAGAUCCCAGGUGUUGUACCGGGCAGCGGGAUCUCUUUGGCCUUGGCAUACUACAACUACGGGCUUCAACUGGAUUCCCGCCACGCUCAUCUGUACACCAAUCUCGGUAGCCUCCUGAAGGAUAUUGGUCAACUUCAGGCUGCCAUCAAAAUGUACGAACAAGCGGUGCAGUGUGACGGCAACUUUGACAUUGCUUUGGCCAACCUGGCAAAUGCUGUUAAGGAUGCUGGCAAAGUGAACGAUGCCAUCUCAUACUAUAGACGCGCCGUCAAGGUGAAUCCUGAAUUCGCCGAGGCUGUGUGUGGAUUGGCAAACGCAUUAAAUUCUGUGUGCAAUUGGGUGGGCCGCGGGGGUAUUGUCAAAGGUCGGGGUUUCCGUGACCGAUGGCAUGUGGAUGAAAAGGGGAUGUUGCGCGAUGCACAAAGCAACGACACGGGUGCUGGUUGGAUCAAACGAGUCGUGGACAUUGUGGAUCGGCAACUUCGAGAAGGCGAGUACUGGGGUCGAGGUUUGCUCACUGCUAGCACUGCCGAUCAAUUAUGUGCCCAAUUGGCUACUGCCAUUGAGUCGAGCCGAUCCAUGUCGAACAAACGGCCAUCCAUCACAAAAAUCCUGCAGUCAUGGGCGGGUCAGAAAUGGGAAGGAUCUCGCAUCGUCCGGCUUGUCGAGCGAGCUAUCAGGUCUCUGACCUGGCAAUGGUACCAAGAUCGCUAUGUGCACGGCAAAGACUACCCGUCAUCCAAGUAUCGUCGGCCCCAUCUUCCUACUGCUCUCACGGCGCCCAAUGCCCCGACUGUGCUUCCAUUCCAUACCUUCACAUGUCCCUUGUCAGCAAAACAGAUCCGACAGAUCUCCCAGCGCAACGGUCUUCGAAUCUCGUCGUCGACCUUGCGGCUGCCAUGGCUCCCGGCGACUGUCUACCAACCUCCAGCACCGCCAAGCCCAAGCCUUCGCGUCGGCUAUGUGUCCUCAGACUUCAAUAAUCAUCCUCUGGCUCACUUAAUGCAAUCUGUGUUUGGUCUGCAUGAUCCUAAGAGGGUCACGGCAUAUUGCUAUGCUACAACAGCAAGCGAUAAAUCCAUACACCGGCAGCAGAUCGAAAAAGAAGCACCGGUGUUCCAUGACGCCAGUGGAUGGCCUGUCGAUCGACUAGUGCAGCAGAUUGUCGAUGACGGUAUCCAUAUCCUCAUCAAUCUGAACGGCUAUACUCGAGGAGCUCGGAAUGAAGUAUUUGCUGCUCGGCCUGCACCAAUCCACAUGUCAUUCAUGGGCUUUGCCGGAACCCUUGGUGCCGAAUGGUGUGAUUACAUUCUUGCGGAUCAAAUCUCCAUUCCCCCGGAGACCCUCAACCCGGUGCGACGCAAAACGCGCAUCACUGACCAGAUCUUCGAAGAGGACCAUGGGGAGGACCUGGAAGACUGGGUCUAUGGCGAGAAGAUUGUCUUCACUCGUGAUACCGAGCGACUGCUCACUUGGGAUGAAGAACAAUGUCGACGCUGGAGGAUGCGGAAAGAACUGUUCCUUAAACUCAGCGAUGAUACCAUCAUCCUGGGCAAUUUCAAUCAGCUAUACAAAAUUGAGCCGACGAUAUUCCGAACAUGGCUGCGCAUUCUGGCGCGAAUUCCCAAGGCCGUCCUCUGGCUGCUACGGUUCCCAGAAACAGGCGAGCAAAACCUUCGGGACAUCGCCAAAGCGUGGGCAGGAGAAGAGACCGCGUCCCGGAUCAUAUUCACCGACGUGGCACCGAAGAACACGCACAUUGCCCGGGCGAAAGUGUUGGACCUGUUCCUUGACACCCCGGAGUGCAAUGCGCACACGACAGCAACAGACGUUCUGUGGAGCGGCACACCGCUGCUCACGCUCCCACGAUACAAAUACAAGAUGUGCUCGCGCAUGGCGAGCAGUAUUCUCUCUAGCGCGCUCCCGGGCGACGAGGCUGGACUACGAGCUCGGGAGGAGUUGAUUGCCUCGUCUGAUGACGACUACGAGAACAAGGCCAUUCGCUUGUGCAUGGACCUGCACUACGUGCCGGGGGGCGGUGGCAGAGCCACCGGCCGCCUGGCGGAAUUGCGGCAGAUGUUGUUUUUACAGCGACAUACGAACAAGCUCUUUGACACGGCGCGCUGGGUGCGUGAUCUUGAAGAUGCCUAUGAGGCUGUGUGGGCGCAAUGGGUGACUGGCGAAGAAGGCGAUAUCUGGUUAUGA